Messenger RNA from Malania oleifera, 859 nucleotides. RefSeq lists its product as uncharacterized. The record is from RefSeq and is a predicted model, not a curated record. The coding region runs from base 267 to 650 and encodes 127 amino acids. NCBI's taxonomy places the organism in Eukaryota, Viridiplantae, Streptophyta, Magnoliopsida, Santalales, Ximeniaceae. The transcript has a single exon.
CAUCUCCACUCUCCAGCACCACUGCCAAGUGCCAACAAUAUUCAUGAAUCCCGUUAGCUAUACAUGUCUACCUUCUUCUUCCUUCCUUCCUUCUGUAACUGAAAACUUUACCUCUUUUUAACCUAAUAAAUCUCGGUGGGGUCCACCCCCACCUCACGCAAAGAACCACCCUUGCCCCCCUCGCCGUAUAUACCCACACACAUAACACGUCGCCAACUCCAUCUUCGCUCUCACUCUCCCUCCCUCCCUCCCUCCCUCCCUCACUCAUGGCCCUGGACCGUCGCCCCAUGCCCCGCUCCCUCCGCCUCCUCUCCGCCGUCUUCCGCCGGAAGCCCCUUCCUCGCCGCCGCAAGAUCCGGUCUGUGCGCCUUGGGGGCGAGAAAGCGCGGCGGGGGUUCCUGGUGAGAGCCUUCAGCCGGGUCCGGCUGAGGUGGCUCAAGCUCAAGUACUCCUGGAUGCUGAAGAAGCUCAAGCAGUACUACCUUUCCGUAUUGGAUGACCUGCUUCACGGCGGCGCCGCCCUCGACUCCUUCCAGCGCAGCGUUCUGAUGGAGACUUCUUUCGCAGUGCCGGUUAUGGGCAUUUCCCUUUCUACCUAUCCUUCCUCCGCCGCCGCCGCUUCGAGUCAUCGUCGAUCCAUCGUCGCCUGACCACGGUGAUUCCCUCUCUCUCUCUCUCUCCGGCGGCUUCAUGCUUUUGCUUGAUUCAAUAUGGAAUCUGUAAGAUAGAUAAAGAUCGAUUGAAAAUUAAGAUAUCGAGAUUGAUCAGUACCUCAUAUUUCCUUAUUAACUUACCGAAAUCACCUAGCUGUUUUUCGCAAGUUGCUUAAUUACAUGAUCAGGCGAUUUUAAUUUCUUCA